GUAGAGAGAGAAGAAGAAGACGAGGACAACGACGACGAAGUCAAGAGAGAGAGAGAAACAAUGGCGGAGGAGACGAUGGAGAACGAAGGGAGGGUGAAGCUGUUCGUCGGACAAGUUCCGAAGUAUAUGACGGAGAUUCAGCUCCUCACAUUGUUUCGGGAAUUCUCCAUCGUCGAUGAAGUCAACAUCAUUAAGGAGAAGGCUACAGGAGUUCCCCGAGGAUGUUGUUUUCUGACAUGUCCUUCAAGGGAAGAAGCUGACAAGGUGAUCAAUGGUUUUCAUAACAAGAAGACAUUGCCUGGGGCAUCUAGUCCGUUGCAAGUUAAGUAUGCAGAUGGCGAGCUGGAAAGACUAGAGCACAAACUUUUCGUCGGUAUGCUUCCAAAGAAUGUCUCUGAGGCUGAAGUCCAAUCCUUAUUCUCCGAAUACGGAACCAUUAAGGAUCUACAGAUUCUAAGAGGGUCUCUACAAACUAGCAAGGGCUGUCUGUUUCUAAAGUAUGAGUCUAAAGAACAAGCGGUGACAGCUAUGGAAGCCCUCAACGGAAGACAUAUAAUGGAGGGAGCAAAUGUUCCUUUGAUUGUCAAAUGGGCAGACACAGAAAGGGAAAGACAAGCCCGAAGACUUCAAAAAGUUCAAUCUCAUGUCUCCAAAAACCCCUCCAUGUUUGGAGCAUUACCUAUGAGUUAUGUUCCUCCCUAUAAUGGAUAUGGCUAUCAUGUACCUGGAACCUAUGGGUACAUGCUACCACCUAUCCAGACUCAACCUGCAUUUCACAAUGUGAUUUCACCGCACCAAAGUAACGGAAGAGCAUUGCAGGGAACUGCUUUGACCGAGUCUGUCCCACCACGUUUGGCCGCCCGUAGAAACUUCCCAACGGCUCUUGGAAAUUACGGUUACCAUGGCCUUCAAUAUCCUAUGGCAUUUCCUAGAGGGAUGGUACCUCCUCGCCUUCCUUUAACCACAGUUUCACCUGGAAUUUCUAACAACGGCACAUCGAUACCUUCCUCGCUUCAAACGGAAGGACCAGCAGGUGCGAAUCUAUUUAUUUAUAAUAUACCACGGGAAUUCGGGGAUCAAGAACUCGCAGCUGCGUUUCAACCUUUUGGUAAAGUUCUAAGCGCCAAGGUGUUUGUAGACAAGGCCACUGGUAUAAGCAAAUGUUUCGGAUUCAUUAGUUAUGACUCGCAAGCAGCUGCUCAGAACGCUAUUAAUACAAUGAACGGUUGCCAAUUAAGCGUUCGCGGGCAGAGCGGGGCGGUUAACGGCAAAUCCGGUUUAGACAUUAAGAUGGAUCUUGAUGGAACUGGAGAACAAAAAUUGUUGGCCGUUAUUAACUAACAUUUGCCAAUUUGAAAAAAGCCCAAGUCUGAUCAUGUGGGUCAGAAAUUCUCAAUCACUCAGAAAAGCUGUAUCUUCCUGCAAAAGGGAUUCUCCUCCACUCACUCUUCUUCUAUUUUUCUUUUCUAAAAUUUGCGUCACUACAAUUUGUAGUUUAUGUUGUCUGUCAUUGAUAAGUUCAUGUAUAAAUGUUAUGAUUAUUA
This is a messenger RNA of Arabidopsis arenosa, 1544 nucleotides long. NCBI's taxonomy places the organism in Eukaryota, Viridiplantae, Streptophyta, Magnoliopsida, Brassicales, Brassicaceae. The record is from the annotation of a GenBank genome assembly.